Molecule: messenger RNA, 1614 nt
Organism: Aspergillus steynii IBT 23096
Lineage: Eukaryota; Fungi; Ascomycota; Eurotiomycetes; Eurotiales; Aspergillaceae
Product: prolyl-tRNA synthetase
Exons: 3
Coding region: 1-1614 (537 amino acids)
Biological process (GO): prolyl-tRNA aminoacylation
Cellular component (GO): aminoacyl-tRNA synthetase multienzyme complex; cytoplasm
Molecular function (GO): proline-tRNA ligase activity; ATP binding
Source: RefSeq, a predicted model, not a curated record
AUGGAUCCACACGACGCCACUCCAAGCACUCCGCAAAACAAAUCCAAACGCAAGAAGGCACCCGGCGCAGCGACGAUCGGUAUCGAUGCCGCCAAGAAAACAAACUUCUCGAGCUGGUACCAGCAGGUUCUGCUCAGGGGUGAGAUGAUCGACUACUAUGACGUUUCCGGCUGCUAUGUCCUCCGGCCUGGAUCUUGGGAAAUCUGGGAGAUUCUGCAGGAGUGGUUCAACGCUGAGAUUAAGAAACGCGGCGUACGGAACUGCAGCUUUCCCAUGUUUGUGACGGAGGAUGCCCUGAACAAGGAGCAGGAUCACAUCGAUGGGUUCUCGGCUGAGGUCGCCUGGGUCACACAAUCUGGCAGUACCAAACUCGAGAAGAAAGUCGCUGUCCGACCGACCUCGGAGACAAUCAUGUACCCAGCGCUUUCGAACUGGAUUCGCAGCUACCGAGACCUCCCCUUGCGACUGAAUCAGUGGAACUCCGUCGUUCGCUGGGAGUUCAAAAGCCCCCAACCCUUUCUACGAUCUCGGGAGUUCAACUGGCAAGAGGGCCAUACGGCACAUCUCACCAAAGCCGACGCCGACACGGAGGUCAGAGACAUCUUGGGCCUAUACACUCAGAUCUACCGGGAUUUCCUAGCUCUUCCCGUGGUUCCUGGUCAGAAGACUGAGAGGGAGAAGUUCGCAGGUGGCCUGUACACGACGACCGUGGAGGCGUAUAUCCCGACCACCGGGCGUGCCAUCCAGGGUGCAACCUCUCAUUGCCUCGGUCAGAACUUCAGCAGAAUGUUCGAUAUUUCUUUCGAAGAUCCGAGCGCCCUCGCGGAGGACGGUACGGCGAGAAGAGCCUAUGUCUGGCAGAACUCUUGGGCGUACUCGUCACGGGUCCUUGGUGUUAUGGUCAUGGUUCACGGCGAUAAUCAAGGGCUGGUGCUGCCACCGAAGGUGGCGCCCACGCAGGUGAUCAUUGUUCCGGUCGGAAUAUCGGCUCAGACGUCAGUCGAAGCCCGCGAGAGAAUUCUAGAUGCUACCGCCUCCGUUGAGAACGCUUUAGAGCAAGCUGGCAUCCGCGCCCAAUCCGACACCCGAGACGAACAUUCUCCUGGUUGGAAGUUCAACCACUGGGAGGUUAAGGGAGUUCCACUACGGUUGGAAAUUGGAUCGAGGGAGUUGGACAAGGACGUCGUAUCUACUAGUCGCCGAGAUGACUCAAGUAAGGGGCAACUCUCCCUGUCUAAGAUCUCAACCGAGGUCCCUACUCUCCUAGACACCAUACAGUCAGACAUGUACAACCGUGCCUUGGACACAUUCCGUCGGAAGUUGAAGAUCGUUACCUCGUGGAACGAGUUCACCCCGGCCUUGAAUGAUCUCAAUGUAUGCUUGAUUCCAUUCUGUCUGGAUGAGGGGUGUGAGGAUUCGAUCAAGGCAAUGAGUGAGCGGGCGGCCAAUGUCGGUGGACAGGAACAGGAUGCCACUGCCCCGAGCAUGGGCGCGAAGAGCCUGUGUAUCCCCUUUGCACAACCAUCGGAGCUGGAGAAUACGGACACAAUUUGCUUGAGGGAGGAAUGCACACGCAAGGCCCAGAAAUGGUGCUUGUUUGGAAGAUCAUACUAG